Molecule: messenger RNA, 7836 nt
Organism: Equus caballus (horse)
Lineage: Eukaryota; Metazoa; Chordata; Mammalia; Perissodactyla; Equidae
Source: RefSeq, a predicted model, not a curated record
CGGGGCCGCGGUCGGAGCUGGCCUCGCGUUCGCGGCUCCCACGCGCGGGCGCAGAGGGCUCGGGGCCGGUCCUGGGGCUCUCCCCUAGUGCUGUCAGUCUGGGGAAGGCAGGCGAACCCGGCCCUGCCCUCAGGUCUCCGAACUCAGGGCUGCCAGCACCACCCAGGAGGAUCCCUGACAGUACCCACCACCCUCAAGGGCAGUGCCGACCGGGCCUCCCGUGCAGUGGCACAGGGUUGGUCAAAGUGGACACAAAGUCUAGGGCAGAACAUCUAGGAGAGAAGCUGGGGAGGUGGAGGAGUCUCAGGGCUGCCCCGCUGACAUGCUGGGAGGGAGAGUGGCAGGGUUUGGCUUGUUUUUCGAUGAGUUUGGCUGCUGCAAGAACUGACAAAGAAACAAACUGCUGACAUCCGUGUUCUAUCCCCUUGCAGGAACCAGCCUGGGAGAAUGAAUAAAACUGAACCCGGAGACCAGAGCUGAGGAAGAGAGCUCGCCAGGCUCCCCUCCCUGCCCCGGGGCACAGGCCCAUCCAAGGCCUCCUCCACAUCUAUUGGGUGCUGCGUACACAGGCUGAGAAACUUUCCUUUUUGCCCAUGGUGGCUUGAGUUGGUUUCUAUCACUUACACCCAGAAAGGUCCUCACCACCGCAUUACCUCACCAUUGAGCUUGUCUGUGGGUGGCCAGUGUCCCUGGAAAGUCCUCUGGCCUGGCAUCUGAGCCCAGGACUGGCUCUCUCCCAGAGACUGUGGGGACCCCCCACCCCACCUCUCCCAGCCUCAUGCCCUAAGAAGCCCAUUCCUUGCAGCCCUCUGGAGGUGUCUUAGGGUCAAGAGUAGGUUUGGGGUCCCUUCUAGACCAUGAUAACCCCCACCCAAGUUUAUUGCCAUUGGGUUUCCUGCCCACCACCCUGCCCAGGUCACCCUCCAAGGCACUCACCUCUACUCACUUCCUCCUCUUCCAGGGACUGUGCCUCCCUUAGUGCCUCUCUCCUCCCAGCAGGGAGUGACUCUCCUGGGUCCCACGGCCUUUUGGUUUCUUCCUUCUGUCCUUUUACCCCCACCCAGCGUGGCUCUCAUCACUUGUCAUCCAGCCAAUGUUGUCGACCCCCACCUCCCUGAUUUUGUUUUCAUUGUCCCCAUCUGGCAAACCCAGAUGGAGGCCCCCCUCACUACCCAGCCUGCUGACAUCUGGUCAGCUCUCUUCCACUCUGCAGUCUCCUCAAACCUCUGACCCCAGUGCUACACAGGAAAAACAGAAGCCAUCAGAUGGGAGGCUCGUGUUGCAUCACCAAACCCCAAGCCUGCCUUCCUUACACUCUACCUCCUCCCUCCACAGUUACUAGGGAGGCUCUGCCCCUCCUGAUCUCCUCCCCACCUCUUGCUGUUCCCUUUCAAUGUCCCCCAUCCUCACUCUUUCCCUCUCGAGGUACCCUUGCCAUUGGGAUUAAACCCAACAUCUCUCACCUUAAAACACUUAAGCAAAACCUCCCUGGAUGCUGUUUGCCCAGCCAGUUGACACUUUAGCUUUUCUUGCCCCACACGAAUUUCUCUAAAGCAUUCCUCCAACAUCACUAGCAUCACCUGCCUCCUGGGGCCGUGUCCUGCUCAUCAGGCAACCUCUGGUCUAUUUCUUGUGUAUUUCCAUAGGUGAGCAGUUCCCAGGAGCCAGCCCAUCACCCCCUAGAAGCAGCUUCUGCAACUGAGGAUAAAUCAAGGAAAUCCUCAGGUUUCCCCUUGAAGGGCACAUGCACAGUUACAAACAAGUACCAUGAGAUGUGCUGUGCAGGGGGCUAUGGGACGACAGAGGGGCCUCUGAUUCAGGUGGGAGGGGCGGGGCAAAAUAAGCAGCCAACCUGAGGCCUGAGGACCAGAGGACAUCCCAUCCAUGGGCGUUUGGGGAGAUGGGACCACAGGCCUGUGGUGGCAGCAAGUGUUCUGAAAGAAAGAAUGCAGUGAACCACGAGCCUACGAACCUCACUGAGGCUUACCUCCACUUGUCCCAGAUCAAAAGAGAAUUUUGAUUUAUUUUUUCUUUAUUAGUGGGGUGAGUAAUAUGAUCACAUUUGUGUUUUAGAAAGAUGGUACUGGCAGCAAUGUGGAAGGCAGAUUGAAGGGAGGUGGGAAGGCUGGUGAGAGGAGAAGCAGCUGCAGAAUCAGUCCUGCCUCUGGGGUCCUCUGCCCACCCUCUUCGCUACUUGUGCCUUCAGACCUGGCCUGCCAGCUUCUGUCCUCUCUCUGUACUCUCUGUGGGAGAUGCUCACGUCACCUCUCGCCUCCCAGAGCCUUGCCAUCUCUGAAACUCCCAAAAUUGUGUUCCAAGUGUGCCCUCUCUUCAGCUGCAGGCCCACAAGGCUGGAGGCUGGCCAGAUAGCUCUGCCAGGAUGUCCCCCAGGCAGCUAACCCCUCCCUGCUCUCUCCAGCAGCUCCUUGCAUCAGCAAACAGAAGAGCUGACCCUCCUCCUCUGCCUCUCUGCCCCACUCAGUUUCCCUCUGACCCAUCCACUCUGUCCCCACAGCACGCCUCCUGCCAGCCCCUCAGCAGCCCCUCCUGCUGAACUCCACUUUCCUGAUAUAAAUGUGAUCAUGUCAUUCUCCCUCCUCCUCCCACUGGUGAAAGUAAAUAAGCAAAUAGAAAUGGGAAUACCUGCUGAUGCUUCCCCACCUCCCUCAGUAUGUAAACCAAGCUCUUUAGUAUGGCAUGCAUCGAACACUUGUUGAUUUACUCAUCCAGCAAAUGUUGAUUGAGCUCCCCCCAUGGCCCGUGCAGCAGGAGAGUGACCAGGUCACCAUGAUGACCUGACAGAGGGAGCAAGACCUGGGCAGGGUUAGACAGAGAGGAAGUACAAACAGACACAGGGAGGCUCAGGAUCAAGGAAGUGUCUACGAAGCAGGGCGACGGGAUAAUUGCCCCCUGUCAGAUCGACAAAGAAGCAAAGAACCACUAACACCAAGUUCAUUAUCCACUGACAGUGGAUUGGACAAGUUUUGUGGGGCACAAUUUGAUACUAUCUGUUGAUACAAACACAGGCUCACCUUCAACCAGAAUUUCCACUUCUGAGAAAGCAUCCUAUGGAGACACAUCUGUGAGCUCACAACAGAAGGGUUCUUCCUCUUGGAAAGACUGGAAAUCACCUAAUUGCUCAAUAAAGGAUCAAUUAAGUAAGUCACAGAACAUCUACAUAUUGGAAUUGGUCGACCAUGAGAAAGAAUGGAGGACUCCGCGAAUACAUAUGUUCUUACCUGUACACCCAUAUAUGUGUGUAUGUGAUACACAUGGGACGCCUCCUCAUCAAAAAGCACUGGUCUACACGGGAGACAGGAAUAGGGCACCGUGCAGACCUGGGAGAGGCAAUGUGGGGGUCUCACAUUUUACUUAUUUAAAUUUCUUACAAAAAUCAUUUAACACUUCGGUAAUGGGAGAAAAAAGGUAGAGAUUUUUAGGAAUACAGCUGCUAAGGGAUCUUGAGGAGGAGUCUCUCCUCGUGAGGAACGGUUCCCCAGCAGAGAUGCUGGCCAGGCCUCGGGGGGCGCUCAUCCACGCAUUUGGUGGAUGAGAUGAGAUUUGGUGGAUGGUCAGAGAGAUGGCGGGUGGGACCGCCCGGCUGCUGCAGCCCUCGGCACCCACCUCCUCAUCCCGAAAAGUUGGGCCCCCCCAGGCUCCAGGACGGUGUCCCUCACCAGACCACCGCCCAGACUGCAGGGCUGCAGCCCACUCGCAGGAGGGCUGGGUUGGGGGCCGGGGAGAGUGCCCCGCCCAGCCGCGCGCCGGCCCCGCCUCCUCGGGAAGGAAGAUUUAGCUCAGAGGAGCCGAGGCUCCGUCCCCAGCUGGACCCCGACCGAGACCUGACGGCGGAGGCCCAGCCCGCCCGGCCCAUAGCCCGCAGACCGCCGCCCAGUCGGCCCCGACGGACGCAGGUACAGCCUGCCACGCCGCGCCCGCCACGGAGGGCUCCCCCGGGGGCGGUCGGAGAGGGGGCUGCCUCACACCUGCCGGCUCUUGCCCCUACAGCCCUGCGUGCCAUGGCCUGGCUCCUGACCGUCACCCUCGGUUGCAUCAGCCUUCUCUACCUGCAGCUCCCGGGCACACUGUCCCGCGGCCUGGCAGGAGGCCAGCGGCCCGCCCGACCCAGGGAGCCCCCAGCCUGGACCCCUUCCAGUGGUCCACAGCCCCGGUAUCCUGCACCCCGGCCUAUGGUCUGGAAGCUACACCAGGCCCUCCAGCCACAGAGGAGCAACAGCCUGGCCCCUGCUAUGGGUCAGUCUCUCCGGGGUGGCCCCCACCGACAUUUGGGCCCCCACAGGCCCCGAGCCCAGCUUCUGCGGGUGGGCUGUGUACUGGGCACCUGCCAGGUACAGAACCUCAGCCACCGCUUAUGGCAGCUCGUCGGGUCAGCCGGCCCCCGGGACUCAGCCCCUGUGGACCCCAGCAGCCCCCACAGCUAUGGCUGAGGAGGAGCCGUAUCCCACCUGGAUGCUGCACCCCAACCCCAGAGCUGCAGCUGAGCCCCCAGCCCUGGCCCAGCCCCCGGAGCUUCUGAAGACAGCAGUGACCGGAACAGUGGCGCAGGCCCCUGAGGAGACCCACACCCCACCCCACACCCACCACGUUCUGCAGCAGCCAAACUCGAACGGCUUGGGAUACAUAAACCCAUGCACACAUGUAGACCACAGGCAAAGUCCAUUCACCAGGGAGUCUGCACACCCCGGGAGUGGGCACACUCAGGGGACAGGUGCCAAGCAGAGGUGGCCGGCAGCAUCAGAUGCCAAAAAGGGCUUCAGAGGGGAGGGGUCUGUCCAGGCAUGUGGAGCAGAAGCCAGGUUCUGACCGCCCAGGGCCACCUCUGGGCCAGCAAGAGGGGCCGAGUUGGCCCAAUGUGGUCCCUUCCUGCUGAUCCCAACAUCAUUGGAUUAAAGCCCAGCUUUGGGCGUGCACAGUUUGCCUGCCCCAGGUCCCCAGCCUCUGCCACCCCUGUACCCUUGGGACUGGGAGAGCCUCGGGGAGGAGGCUACUGUGGUCCCGGGCUGUGGUGAGGGAGGGCAGGCUGUGCUGGGAAGUGCACUGCCCCAGCGCCAACCUGGAGCCUGGCCCCAAGGUCAUAGUGGAGACCCCUGCCUGGAUCUUUGUGAGCAGCUGGGGAGGGGAUGUAGGGGUUCAGGAGCCAUGCUGGGGCCUUCGGGGGCAGGGCAGGGCAGAACUCCUCUUCCCCCCUGCCCAGGGCAGGGCGGGCUGGGGUAGGGGCAAGAUCUCCCAGCCCAAAGAGGUCAGUUAAGUCAGAACCACCUGUUCUGACUCAGGGAGAUGGGAAUGGCCACACAAGAGUGAGGGCUCCCUGACCCCUACCCUGCCCAGUGCGGGGACUCAUGGGGGCAGCAGGAGGCUGGAGCAGGCUUGCCCUGAGAGCAGGCUUGCCACGAGCUGGGGAGCAGGGGCUGGCCUCAUGGUCAGAAGGUUCGCGGCCAGCGUGCGUAGAGUUGGUGGUGUGUGUGCGCCAUGGGGCCUUUACGUGCUGACUGCGGCGCCUCCGGCAGUCCCCGAGGGCUGACCCUCAUGCCACAUUGCCAUGACCCAGGGUUCAGAAAGGUGGUUUCUGUUAAAGCUCUUCAUUUCUCGGUGUUUGCCCGUAUCACCCUCUCAGCCACCCUUGGAGGGAGGUGCGUCAUUAUGUCAACUCUAGAGGCAGAACCUGCAGCCCAGAGGUCAAGGAUGUGCCACAGUCACGGCAGCGCCCACUAGCAGAGCCACGCAUUGGGUCGCAGGCACAACUGCCGCUUAGAUACCACGGGGGCCCCAAGGGUGGGAGGCUCCUGGAAGCACCCACCCCUGUGCUAGCUCUUCCAGCUCAGGGGUCACCUUGCCAGCAAGGCACCCUCCCUCCACGAGGCCCUGUGGGAAGAGUUCAGGCUGGUCCCUGCCCUUCUAGAGGCCUCUGUGCCCAAGGAGAUGGACCAGGAAUUGCAGUGCAGGAUGAUCAGAGUCACGGUGGGGAGCAGAACAAGGCAGGCUGCCUGGAGGAGGUGUGGGUUUGAAGACAACAUGGGUCCCUGGGGAAGGAGCUGAGAGUGCCAAGGCCCCAGUCCACAGGAGGUGUGGGUGUGGCCAGGGAGGCUGCCCAAAAGCAGCUAAGAGAGGCUGGAACCAGCAUGUGUGAGGGGGGGUCUGAGAGGCCAGUGGGCCAGGUCUCAGAGCUGUGUGCCUGUGGUCACUGAAGGGUGUCAGCAGAGGCGGGCAGGGAGGGUGGGCAGUGAGGACAGGGCAAAGGGACUGGGCAGUGGAAGGGGAGGGGUCCAGGAGGGUCAGGAGCUCAGCUUGGCCAAGACCCUCCCAGGCUCCGCCCUGGGGCAGAGUCCUCUGUACAGGAUGCUCCCUCUGCCAGGAACACCCCACAGUGCUCCUCCUCGCAGUGACACCCCCCCCUCCUCAGAGUGACACAGGCUGCCAGCUCCCCAGGAUUCCACCACCCUCGCUAAGGCACUCAGUUCCCCGAGCCUUAGUUUGCUUUUCCAUGAAGCAGGAUGGACUGUUGACCUCAUGGCAUUGCUGUGCAGUGUCAUGAGGCCACCUGCCAUGGUGACAGCAUCGCACCUGGUGUUCCCCUGGCCCCUGAUCUCCAGGCUGUUUCCUGGCUGCCUACCUCAUGUGUACCCACUUGGAGGUCCGGCCGGAGCACCCAGGCUGCCCUAGCACCCCGCAUCUCCCCAAAGCCUUCCCCCUGCUCCUGCCCUGGUCAGAACCUCUUCUCCCUCUCCUUAUCCCGGCUCCCUCAUCCCGUCUCCUGUCCGUGGCCGUUUGCCCCUUCUCCUGGGCCAAGCCACCACCUGCUUUUGGGGUGAUGGCUCCAGCCUCCUCCCUGGAGCCCCUCUCCAUCCCUCUGGCAAAUGCUGGCUGAGCAUGUGGGGAGACAGCGAAUAAAACACGUACCCCGACAUGCUAGUGGGAGGAGACAGGAAAACAGCCUCAAAAGUAGGAGAAAAGACGCAGCAGGUGGAAGAAUGAGGUGCUGGCAAGCCACAAGGUCACGGGCCCUGAAGGCAGGUCGCACUUGCCAUUUUAAAUGGCGGCCCCUGCGCUGCCCCCGCCCUGGGCUAUACUCUGAGCACGUGGGAGGAGCCCACAGUAGAGCAGCCCCCAUAGGCUCCUUCACUUACAGUGAAGCCGCGGUGCCCUGACCUGCACCCCGCGAGGCCUGGUCCCGACACCCCGCGCUUUGCCCACUGCCCACUCCCCACCCAGACUCCACUGUGACCACACGCAGGCCCCUUUCUCUCCAGAGCGCCAGCCUCCUUCCAGCACGAGACAAUGGCUGCCUCCCUUCAUGUCUGCCUCCUCCUUGGAGAAGGUCAGGCCCCGGGCAGGCAUGUGUGUCAGGUCCCUGCUAAGUCCAGACGCAGCCCACAUGUAACAAGUGGCCCUCACCCCAAGAGCCAGACAGAGAUCCCCCUUGAGCAGACUUGAGUGAGGCUCCUCCGAGCCCUCUGCUCCACGAGGCCUUGCCCAGUUGGCAGACCUGUUCAAUGCUCAGCCCCCACCCUUGAGAUCUGAUCAAAUCCUCAGCCCCCACCCUUGAGAUCUGAUCAAAUCCUCAGCCCCCACCCUUGAGAUCUAAUCAAAUCCUCAGCCCCCACCCUUGAGAUCUGAUCAUUCUGGCCUGCCUUCAGCAACAAUCUCGUCAAGUUUAACAAGAAUCCCCCCACCCUUGAUGUCUCCUCUUGGCAAUUUUCCAUCCACCGACCCCCACUCUGCUCACUGGUUUUCAAGCCCCCCAUCUCCCUGUGUUCGUAGUGGAGCCCAUCUCUCUGCCUGAUUGCAAUAGUCUUGAAUAAAGUUUUCCCAUUUUAA